AUGGGUAUUCAAAAACCUGUCGUGAGUAAUGAAGUAAGCUCAGGAUAUGUAUAUCAACCUAGUCCCCAAGAUCAAAUUGGAGUGGUUUCUUCAAAUGGUCUGGAUCAGUACUUUUAUACAUCCCCAUCAACUCAAAAGCCUGAAAAGAAGCCUGAAGCCUACGUUUUCAACUUUGCCAAGGGUUCCAUGCCCAUUAUCCACAUUCAACCAAAACCCUAG
Caenorhabditis remanei is the source of this 219-nucleotide messenger RNA. RefSeq lists its product as uncharacterized. The coding region runs from base 1 to 219 and encodes 72 amino acids. The record is from RefSeq and is a predicted model, not a curated record. The transcript is spliced from 2 exons. Lineage: Eukaryota; Metazoa; Nematoda; Chromadorea; Rhabditida; Rhabditidae.